This is a messenger RNA of Eptesicus fuscus (big brown bat), 7681 nucleotides long. It is a transcript of the gene SKIC3, whose product is annotated as SKI3 subunit of superkiller complex. The transcript is spliced from 43 exons. Gene Ontology annotation, cellular component: Ski complex. Gene Ontology annotation, molecular function: protein binding. Bases 486 to 5177 code for a protein of 1563 amino acids. Lineage: Eukaryota; Metazoa; Chordata; Mammalia; Chiroptera; Vespertilionidae. The record is from RefSeq and is a predicted model, not a curated record.
UGCAGGUCCGAGGCAGGGGAAAGCUUAGGUGCAUCUUGCUUUCCGAGUGCAGAGGAGAGAAGCGGGCGGCUGUCUCUUGGAGGAGGAAGUGUGGUUCUGUGUGACGUGAGCGAUUAGUUGACAUAGGUUCAGAACCCAUUGUUUUGCUGCGGAAGAAUCACAGGUCCUUCUUGACUGUUGAAGUCCUUUGGGAAAAUCUGGAAGAAACGGAUUUCCGUCCCAGAGCCAAAUUCCUGAUUUCAUUGUCUUAGUUUCAGAUGGAUAAUGGUUAAGGAACAAUCUGAAACUUGAUGCAGAAAGAAGAUAGAGCUAGUGAUAAUAGGUAAAAGUCUGCAGGUUUACCCACCAAAGAUAACUUUGGAAUGAAAAAACUUAUUGUGAAAUCAGCAUUGAAAUUUGUUGCCUGCUCCAAUCAAGAUUUGUAAACUACGGGAAAAAUCCUUCUGAAGUUUCCAGCUAUAAAUUUAUACAAAGAUAAUUGCAAAAUGUCUAGCAAGGAAGUGAAGACUGCUCUAAAAAGUGCUAGAGAUGCAAUCAGAAACAAAGAAUACAAAGAAGCUCUGAAACAUUGUAAGACAGUGUUAAAACAAGAGAAAAAUAACUAUAAUGCCUGGGUAUUUAUUGGUGUUGCCGCAGCCGAGCUAGAACAACCUGAUCAGGCCCAGGGUGCCUAUAAGAAAGCGGCUGAACUGGAGCCAGACCAAUUACUAGCUUGGCAGGGGUUAGCAAGCCUGUAUGAGAAAUGUAAUCAGAUAAAUGCUAAGGAUGACUUACCUGCUGUUUACCAAAAGCUCCUGGAUCUUUAUGAAAGUGUUGACAAACAGAAGUGGUGUGAUGUCUGUAAGAAACUUGUGGAUCUGUAUUACCAAGACAAGAAACACAUAGAGGUGGCUCGAACAUGGCACAAGUUGAUAAAGAUACGGCAAGAAGCAGGUGCAGACAACCAAGAGCUUCAUCAGCUGUGGGGGAAAUUGACUCAGUUGCUGGCUGAGAGCACUGAGGAUCAGAAUAAUGAGACCCAGCAAUUGCUUUUAACUGCUUUUGAGAAUGCACUGGAUUUAUCAGAUAAGAUUCCUAGUGAAGAUCAUGAAGUACUUUAUAGACAUUUCAUUCAGUGUUUAUCCAAAUUUCCUCAUGAGACUGCUAGGUUGAAGAAGGCCUGUGAAGGAAUGAUAAACAUCUACCCCACUGUGCAGUAUCCAUUAGAAGUGCUUUGUUUGCAUUUAAUUGAAUCAGGAAUUCUUACUGACGAGGGACAACAGUAUUGUUGUAGACUAGUGGAAAUGGAUUCAAAAAGUGGUCCAGGCCUCAUUGGUUUAGGCAUUAAAGCAUUACAAGACAAAAAGUAUGAAGAUGCUGAUAGGAACUUAAGAGAAGGGUUAAAAGAAAGCCCUCUCUGCACAACUGGAUGGUAUCAUCUGGCAGAAGCCCAAGUCAAAAUGCAUAGACCUAUGGAAGCUAUUCUUUCAUGCAAUCAAGCUCUGAAGAACAUAGAUAAUGUUGGUGUGUCUGGUGGCAGUCUUCAUCAGAAGAAUCUUUGUCUUCGUUUGAAAGCAGAGGCUUUGAUUAAACUCCCAGAUAAUGAAUCUGCAGAGGAAGCAAUUUGUACUCUUGACCAGGUUUCUGAUGCAAAUAAUAUCCCAGGACUUUUGGUUCUCAAAAGCUUGGCCUAUCUGAACAAAGGCUCAUUAAAUGAAGCUUCAAAGAUUAUGGAAGACGUUCUCUCUUCUUACCCUGACCUAGCUGAAGCUCAUGCCCUGGAGGCCUUUAUUCAUUUUACCAAAAAGGACUAUCUACAAGCAGAAAAAUGUUUUCAGAGAGCUCUUGAGAAAGAUGCUGAAGUUGCUGAAUAUCAUUACCAACUUGGGUUAACAUAUUGGUUCAUGGGUGAAGAAACAAGAAAAGAUAAAACAAAGGCUCUUACCCACUUUUUAAAGGCUGCCAGACUGGAUACAUAUAUGGGCAAAGCUUUCUGCUAUUUAGGCCAUUAUUACAGAGAUAUAGCAGGAGAUAAAAACAGAGCUCGUGGAUGUUAUAGGAAAGCUUUCGAAUUGGAUGACACUGAUGCUGAAUCUGGAGCUGCAGCUGUCGAUUUAAGCGUGGAGCUUGAAGAGAUGGAAACUGCCUUAGCUAUCCUCACAACAGUAACUCAGAAGGCAAGUGCUGGAACUGCCAAAUGGGCCUGGCUUAGGCGAGGACUGUACUAUUUGAAAGCUGGUCAACAUUCUCAAGCAGUGGCUGAUUUACAGGCAGCAUUAAGGGCAGACCCAAAGGACUUCAAUUGUUGGGAAUCAUUAGGAGAGGCAUACUUAAGCAGAGGUGGCUAUACAACAGCCUUGAAAUCCUUCACAAAAGCCAGUGAGCUGAACCCAGAAUCCACAUACAGUGUGUUUAAGGUGGCAGCAAUACAGCAAAUCCUAGGCAAAUAUAAGGAGGCUGUAGCUCAAUACCAGCUGAUCAUUAAAACGAAAGAAGAUUAUGUACCUGCUUUGAAAGGUUUGGGUGAAUGCCAUCUCAUGAUGGCAAAAGCAGCUCUAGUCGAUUAUCUUGAUGGGAAAGCUGUCGACUACAUAGAAAAAGCACUGGAAUAUUUUACUUGGGCUCUGCAGCAUCGAGCUGAUGUGUCUUGCCUUUGGAAGCUGGUUGGGGAUGCUUGUACCAGUCUGCACGCUGUCUCACCAUCUAAAGUGAAUGUUAAUGUCUUAGGAGUCCUUCUAGGCCAGAAAGGAGGAAAACAAGUAUUAAAGAAAAAUGAGCUCCUCCAUCUUGGAGGAAGGUGUUACGGGCGUGCAUUAAAACUGAUGUCUACAUCUAAUACAUGGUGUGAUCUUGGAAUUAAUUAUUAUCGUCAAGCACAACAUCUAGCAGAAACUGGCAGCAACAUGAAUGAUCUUAAAGACUUGCUGGAGAAAUCAUUACAUUGUCUGAAAAAGGCAGUGAGACUCAACAGUAAAAGUCACUUAUACUGGAAUGCUCUCGGUGUGGUUUCAUGUUAUAGUGGUAUUAAAAAUUAUGCCCUUGCUCAGCAUUGUUUCAUCAAAUCAAUCCAGUCAGAGCAAAUUAAUCCUGUUGCAUGGACCAACUUGGGAGUGUUAUACCUUGCAAAUGAAAACAUUGAGCAAGCUCAUGAAGCUUUCAAAACAGCUCAGUCCCUUGAUCCAUCUUAUUUAAUGUGCUGGAUUGGACAAGCUCUUAUUGCGGAGACAGUUGGAAGUUACGACACCAUGGAUCUUUUCAGGCACACCACAGAACUCAGUAUGCACACUGAGGGAGCAAUCGGUUAUGCAUACUGGGUCUGUACUACAUUGCAAGAUAAAAGCAACAGAGAAACAGAACUGUACCGGUACAACAUCCUCCAGAUGAAUGCUAUCCCAGCAGCACAGGUUGUUUUGAGUAAAUACAUAGAAAGAAUUCCAAACUAUGCUCCAGCUCUCACAAUGUUGAGUUAUUUAAAUGAACAUCUACAGCUGAAAAAGGAAGCAGCAGAUGCACUCCACAGGGCAAUUUUGUUGUUACAGAAUGCAGAAGACCAAGUUAAUUAUCAUGAUGCAAUUAGAAAUUAUGGCAGAUUGUUAUGUUCCAUUGGUGAAUAUGAUAAAGCUAUCCAGGCUUUUAAGUCAACACCCCUUGAAGAGUUAGAAGACAUCAUAGGUUUUGCUCUGGCUUUAUUUAUGAAGGGUCUGUAUAAAGAAAGCAGUAAAGCCUAUGAGAGAGCCUUGUCUAUUGUUGAAUCAGAGCAAGACAAAGCCCAUAUCUUGACAGCUCUGGCAAUAACGGAGUAUAAACAAGGAAAAAUGGAUGUAGCCAAGACAUUGCUGUUUAAAUGCUCUGUCUUAAAGGAGCCAACCAUAGAGAGCCUUCAGGCUCUGUGUGCCUUGGGAUUGGCAAUGCAGGAUGCUCCACUGUCCAGAGCAGCUCUUAACGAGUUACUGAAGCACGUCAGACAGAAAGACAAUGAGUAUCAGAGGUGCCUUCUUACUUCAGCGAUUUAUGCGCUGCAAGGCCGCAGCGUGGCAGUGCAGAGACAAGCAUCUAAAGCUGUUCACAGUAACCCAGCUGAUCCUGCUCUUUGGUCUCUGUUGUCCCGAGUGGUUGCUCAGUAUGCGCAACGAAAUGCAAAGGGAGGUGCUGUAGCAGGAAAUGUGGCUCAUAUUCUGGACUCAAAUCAUGGAAAGAAAGCAUUACUGUACACUGCAGUAAAUCAGUUGGCUAUGGGAAGCAGUUCAGCAGAAGAUGAAAAAAAUAUUGCACUAAAGACCAUUCAGAAGGCAACUCUCCUUUCUCCAGGUGAUCCUGCUAUCUGGGCUGGGCUAAUGGCAGCUUGUUAUGCUGAUGAUAAGCUGGCUCUAGUGCACAACACUCAGCCAAAAAGGAUGGAUUUGUAUUUGGCACUGUUAUCUGCUGUUUCUGCUUCAAUUAAAGACAAAGAAUUCUUCGAAAGUUACAACGAAUCUCUGGAAAAGUGGUCUCUCUCCCAAGCUGUCACUGGUCUAGUAGACACAGGAAGAAUAUCAGAAGCUGAAGCCCUUUGCACAAAGAAUUUAAAAGGUAACCCUGAUCAGCCAGCUGUUAUCUUACUUUUGAGACAAGUGCAGUGUAAACCACUCCUGGAAUCACAAAAGCCUCUCCCGGAUGCUGUCCUUGAAGAGCUGCAAAAAACUGUUAUGUCCAACUCAACCUCCGUUCCAGCGUGGCAGUGGUUGGCGCACAUAUAUCAGUCUCAAGGAAUGAUGGGUGCUGCAGAGAUGUGUUAUAGGAAGAGUCUACAAGUUGCAUCCCAGCAGGGCAGUUGGAGUGGGAAGCUGUCGAGUCUGUUGAGGCUGGCACUGCUCGCAUUGGAAGUCUGCAUGGCCAACAUUUCAAAUGAUCACUGGCCAUCCUUGGUUCAGGAAGCUACAACUGAGGCCUUGAAGCUUUGCUUUUGUCCACUGGCUAUCCUUUUACAAGCUUUGUUACAGUUCAACCGCAAAAUGGGGGCAAGAGAGACACGGCGACUUUUGGAGAGACUGGUAUAUCAGCCUGGCUAUCCCAAAUCUAUUGUAUCAACUGCACGUUGGUACCUACUGAGGCACUUACAUGCGAAAAAUGAUGGCGAGCUCAUUGAUGUGCUGGUAAACAAUGCCAAAACUCAUGGAGAUACAAGAGCACUGGACCUGAAUCAAAAACUGUCCUCAUAAUAACAAUAUAUUUUUAUAUAAAGCAAGCAAAGAAAAAGCUGUUAGAGUGAAACAAUGAAUCAGUACUCUUCCCCAAAGCAACAUUUUUUAAAAAAACUAUGUGUUAUUCAUUGCUUUUUUUAAAUCUAAAGAUGUUUAAGUUCUUAAACUAAGGCUGUAAUUUUCCACGAACUCUAAUGUAACUUUAAUCUGAAAAACAGCUUUGAUUUUGAGAAGUCUGUAAUAAGAGGAAAAACCAUGUUUCCCUUAGUUAUUCAACAGUUAUUUGUAAAGCAUUUUUUCCAUUUUUGCAUGGUGCACAAUAGGAUUUUUGUGUGAUCCCUUAUAAUAAAGCCUUAAUAGUCGUUUUCUAAAUAAUAUGCAAAAGCAAAUUAGCACAAUGUAGACUUUAGUUUCUUUUAUGAAUUUUUAGAGUCCAGCUCAUCAUAAAAUCCAAAUAAUCUUAUGACCUAUUUUACUAGUAGUUGACCUCGAUAAAGCAUGAUAUAAGUGUUGGUGAGUCUUAAAUUGCUAAUGGACAUGUUUAUAUAAUUCAAGACAUUCAGGUGUAUGACUGCAUUUCAAAAAAAAUGAAUGGAAAUUUUUGGAAUAUAAUGCUGACAAUAAUUGAUCAUGUAAUUCCUUCAAUUAUGAUGAAAAUACUUGAAUUUUCUGAAAUAAAAAAUAUAGUGUCUUAUUUUCUUUAUACUAUCAAUAUCAAUAUAAUUUUUAAAUUUUAAAUUUUUGAGAGCACAUUUACUUAUUUUAUUUCAGUUUUUCAAAAAGCCAUUUAUAUAUUUUUGAAAAAACUGUAUGUCACUUACUUUGAAUUAGUGUUUUAAAAAUGUUUUUAGACAUUUACAUAUAUUAUUUAUUGUACAAAAAUGUGUGGUUGUAUUUUAUGUAUGUAGUUUUUCCAGGCCAGCACCUUCACAAUGUUACUUUGUGAGAUAAGUUGAUAAUAUUCUAUAAUUAAAUUUUACUUUGGAGGUUAAUCUGUUGAACUACUUUUAAUUUGAUGAAUUCCCAACUUUGGCUGAAUAUUUCAUCAUUCUGACCUGUGCAAUAAUAAUAUUUAAGGUUGGGGCCUAGUUCUCUGCAUUUUAAGGGCGUGCCUGAGAGAUUCGUAUGCCCAUUCAGGUUUGUGCACCACUAGAUUAACCCAAUAAUGAUACUCCCCUUUAUUUCUUUUUUUAAAAAAGAUUAGGCAACUUGCCAUUCUUUCCCCAUUUGUUUCUUACCCUCACAUAUGUCAGACUGAUUCUGUGCGUUAACAGUCUGGCUUGUAGACUUAGCCCAGUUGUGCUGCGAAAUGCCAGCGCAGCCAGUGCCCGAGCCCUCCUGCUCCCUCAGGACAGCGCUCAGCCUUUCCCUCCAGAGCAGGCUGUCCUCAUCUGCGUAAAUGCUUGGGAUUCAGUUCUAGGUCUCCAUCGGCUUCCUGGGCAUCACUUCACAAGGUAAAACCUGUGGUGUGGAGUGGUUAGCCUUAGCUCCAGGCCUACAAUCAAAGAGUAACUCUGUUUCCUAGUUUUGGCCUCCAGGGGCCUCAGACCCAGGUUUUCUAGAAGGCAAGACUGGGAAAAAACCCUACCCUAUCGCAGGUGAUUCUUUUUGAUAUAGAUGUACACACAUCCUCUUCUUGUUUACUGCCUUCUUUUCAAAUUACUGUCCGGUUACUAUGAACCUUAAAUCACGGUGUAAUUUUUACAGACCUUACUUCAUGCAGACCUAUGCUAAGUGUUUUAAACAUUGCCAUUUAAGCCUAGUUAGCAAAGGAGAGGGGUGCUAAACAGUAUGCUUAAAGCAAAGGAAAUUCCCAGUGAAUCAGUGCUAUUAGAUUCUAGGAAUUUUAAAAGUAGCCGAAAUUUCCCUUCAGAGUUUAUUCAUAAGCUUAAUUAGAGAACUUACAUUAAAUCUUAUUUCCUGAAGUACCAAUAUUUAGCAUUUAUAUUAUUUCAUUGUUUUUGUUAGAUUUUUUUUUAGAAUUAUAGUGCUUUUUCUGCUCAUUUUUACCUACCAUUUGGCUAUUACUGACUAAUUAGAUGUUUAUAGACUAGGUUGGUAUCUGGUAAUCAUUUUCUGUGGUAGAAAUACAGUUCAGCUUAUGAAUAAACUUUUGGAACACAAUCUGGGAUCAUAUAUUUCUUAAGGUGUCUCUUGCAUUAAUUUCUGGUUAGGAUAAAAAUACAACUUUGCUAUACUCUUUCACUUUAUAAAAUGAGUUGACAAACUUCCUUCAACUUGGUAAUCUACAUAGAACAGCAUUGGACAGAAAUACUCAAGUUACUGUACAUUAAGGGAAUUAAAAGCUGUACAUUAAGGGAUUAAAACAGUAUGAAACAUUAGGAAAAUAUCCACUGAUAAGUAAUAUGUGGGUAUGAAAUGAUACAUUAUUUGGUUGUCCCAUAGAAAGUUUGAUGUCUGCUUUGGGGAAAUUGUAUAGGCACAACAAAAGGAAGCAUAAUUCAUGUAUCAGUCAUUGUGGCUUGCAGAUCCAUUUCAAUUUUUGCACAUUAAAAAUGUGG